Molecule: messenger RNA, 2355 nt
Organism: Penicillium angulare
Lineage: Eukaryota; Fungi; Ascomycota; Eurotiomycetes; Eurotiales; Aspergillaceae
Exons: 3
Coding region: 1-2355 (784 amino acids)
Cellular component (GO): kinesin complex
Molecular function (GO): protein binding; ADP binding
Source: RefSeq, a predicted model, not a curated record
AUGGCAUCAACGUCAUCUGGUGGCGAGAACUAUGGGAUACAGAUCGGAGAUAACCGCGGCUCAAUUUAUGCGGAAUUCCAUCCUCCUAAACGACCAGAAACCCCGCCCGGGCCUCUAUCAAAUGUCCCAUUCCCGCGAGACCCAGACUUUGUUGCUCGUGACACUCUGCUGAACCAGCUUCAUAAUAAAUCCUUAGCCCCUGGGACAAGAAUCGCGCUAGUGGGCCUCGGUGGUGUCGGGAAAUCGCUACUCGCGAGCGAGUACACCUACCGAGUCCGAUCUGAAUCUCCGGGGACUUGGGUUUUCUGGGCCCAUGCAAGUAAUGAAGCCCGCUUCGAGCAGAGUUUCCGGGACAUCGCUGACGAACUGAAACUCCCUGGGCGUCGUGACUCGGGUGUCAAUGUAUUCCAACUAAUGGAGAAUUGGCUGCGAGAGGAGAAGCACGGGAGGUGGAUCUGUGUCAUUGAUAAUGUCGAUGACGAUUUCCUUUGCUCACUUCCGGCGGCGAAAAAAGAUCACAAGUCGCAAGGGCUAGCAAAUACCCUGACCAAACCACUAAUACAAUACGUUCCUCGAAGACCGCAUGGAUUCACUAUUCUAACAAGUCGAAGUCGAGAAAUCGCGUUGAAGAUGGUCAAUGAUAAGGAUCUCAUCGAUGUUCAGCAGAUGGAAAGAUUCGAGGCCUUAGACCUCUUUCAAAGGAAAAUGGAUCAGCCGGAAGAUAUAAAAGAGUGCCAGCAAUUGGUAGAGACGUUGGAGUUGAUGCCGCUGGCAAUCGUGCAGGCAGCCAGCUAUAUUCGGCAUCGCGCACCUCGCUAUUCAGUAUCACAGUAUUUAUCGGAUCUCCGAAGCGAUCGUGAAGCGACAGAGCUGCUCCAGGAAGAGAUCCGCCACACGUACCGGGACUGGGAAGCGAGUAACUCUAUCCUAUUGACCUGGCAAACAUCAUUUCAAUAUAUCAGCCAAAUAAGGCCAUCUGCAGCGGACUUACUAUCCCUGAUGAGCUUUUUUGACCGGCAAGGAAUAACAGCGCAUCUUGUCCAGCCUGACUAUUCAAGCAAAGCCAUCUCACCUGCAGAGGUCGGCAGUGACUCUAGUGACUCGGAAUCGUCGACGUCAGAUAUCUACGUUGCGUUUGAAAAGGAUGUGGAUACGCUCAGAGACUUUUCACUUAUAUCUGUCAAUGAGGGCGGGACUUCGUUCAUAAUGCAUCGGCUUGUGCAACUGUCUACACGUGCAUGGCUGAAGUCAAAUAAACAGGAGGAGCAAUGGAAGGAGAAAUUUAUCAAGAGCUUAGCCAAGGAUUUUCCAAGCGGUGAUUAUGAGACGUGGGAACAGUGCCGGGCUCUUUAUCCUCAUGUUAAAUCCGCAAUAUCGCAACGGCCAAAGUCUCGGGAGUGUCAAACAACAUUAUCUGGAUUGCUCUAUAGAGGUGCCUGGUAUGCGUUUGGAUUAGGGUUAUUUGGUGAUAUGGAGGAAAUGGCAUCAAAGUCCAAAAAGCUGAGGAUCAAAUUGCUUGGUCACAGAAGUGAGGUGGCUCUCGAGAGCACAGCGAUGCUAGCAAUAGCCUAUCGAAGCCAAGGUCGUUGCGAAGAUGCCGAGCGGCUGGAGGUGCAGGUGAUGGAGACUCACAAGACGAAGCUUGGCAAGGAACAUCCUGACAUGCUGGCGAGUAUGGCCAAUUUGGCAGCGACGUACCGGAAUCAGGGCCGGUGGGAAGAGGCCGAGCUGCUGGAGGUGCAGGUGAUGGAGACUCAUAAGACAAAGCUUAGUGAGGAUCAUCCUGACACACUAAAGAGUAUGGCCAAUCUGGCAGCGACGUACCGGAACCAAGGCCGGUGGGAAGAGACCGCGGAGCUGGAGGUGCAGGUGAUGGAGACUCGUAAGACGAAGCUUGGCGAGGAUCAUCCCUCCACGCUAACAAGUAUGGCCAAUCUGGCAUCGACGUACUGGAACCAGGGCCGGUGGGAAGAAGCUGAGCAGCUUUUUGUACAGGUGAUAGAGACGAGCAAGAUGACGCUUGGCGAGGAUCACCCAUCCACGCUAACAAGUAUGGCCAAUCUGGCAUCAAUGUACUGGGAUCAGGACCGGUGGGAAGAGGCAGAGCAGCUGGAGGUGCAGGUGAUGGAGACUCGCAAGACGAAGCUUGGCGAGGAUCAUCCUGACACGCUGACGAGUAUGGGCAAUUUGGCGAUGACCUGGAAGACUUUGGGUCACGAUGUUAAAGCCAUUGAUUUACUCCGGAAUUGUUUGACCAAACAGAGAGAAAAACUUGGCUCAAGCCAUCCGGAUACUCUGUCUUCUUCCCAAACUUUGCUCGCAUGGGAAACGGAUGAACUUACUAUUAGUUCGUAG